This is a messenger RNA of Nerophis lumbriciformis (worm pipefish), 1293 nucleotides long. RefSeq names its product uroporphyrinogen decarboxylase (gene urod). Gene Ontology annotation, cellular component: cytosol. The record is from RefSeq and is a predicted model, not a curated record. Gene Ontology annotation, biological process: heme biosynthetic process. Lineage: Eukaryota; Metazoa; Chordata; Actinopteri; Syngnathiformes; Syngnathidae. Gene Ontology annotation, molecular function: uroporphyrinogen decarboxylase activity.
GUCACGUGUCGUCCAAGAUGGUGGCGUGAAGAAGCCGUGACAAAAAAGUGACAGUUGGAGACUUUCAUGUCGGCUUUGACGUCUUCUCAGGACACGCCUGUUUCUUCCUCCACUCUGCCAACAUGAGCAAGGGCGAACUAAUCAUCCCCCAAGACUUCCCUGUCCUGCAGAACGACACGUUCCUGAAGGCAGCACGGGGAGAAGAAGGCCACCAUGUGCCCGUGUGGUGUAUGAGACAAGCUGGACGCUACCUGCCUGAGUUCCGUGAGUUCCGGGCAGGGAAGGACUUUUUUGAAACGUGUCGCUCGCCGGAAGCCUGCUGCGAGCUCACCUUGCAGCCUCUGAGGCGUUUUGCAUUUGAUGCUGCCAUCAUCUUCUCAGACAUCCUCGUUGUGCCGCAGGCGAUGGGAAUGGAUGUCCAGAUGGUGGCGGGCAAAGGUCCCACAUUCCCCGAGCCCCUGAAGGAGCCGGAGGACCUGCAGCGUCUGCGCAGCAAAGUGGACGUGGACAAGGAGCUGGGCUACGUCUUCCGAGCCAUCACGCUCACCAGGCACAAGAUCCAGGGCAAGGUGCCGCUCAUAGGAUUCACCGGAGCGCCGUGGACGCUCAUGUCCUACAUGAUUGAAGGCGGGGGCUCCAGCACCCACUCCAAGGCCAAGCGCUGGCUGUACCAGCACCCCGAGGCCAGCCACAUGCUGCUGAAGAUGCUGACUGACGUCAUCGUGGAGUACCUGCUGGGCCAGGUGGCAGCCGGAGCCCAGGCUCUGCAGGUGUUCGAGUCCCACGCCGGCAUCCUGGGGCCGCUGCAGUUCCAGGAGUUCUCCCUGCCUUACCUCGAUGACAUCGCCCGCCGGGUCAAAGAAAGAUUCAAAGAGACGCAGCAGGAAGUUCCCAUGAUCGUUUUUGCAAAGGAUGCUCAUUACGCCCUGGAAGCUUUGUCUCAGUCUCAUUACCAAGUGGUCGGCCUGGACUGGACCAUUGAUCCACGCUCCGCACGUGACCGGACAGCGGGGAAGGUCAGCGUCCAGGGCAACAUGGACCCCUGUGCGCUCUACGCUCCCAAGGAGUGCAUCUCCGACACGGUGAGGACCAUGUUGGAGGGUUUUGGCACCAGAGGCUACAUCGCCAACCUGGGCCACGGCCUCUACCCCGACAUGGACCCGGAACACGUAGGCGCCUUCGUGGAGGCCGUGCACCGACACUCCAAACUGAUGAUCAAGCAAAAAUAGACGCAAAUAUGAUCUUUUUUUUAUUUUUUUUUUAGUUUUAGUCAAUAAACAGGAAAUAAGAAGU